GUCCCGCCCACCCGCCAUUCUAAAUUGCCAUGGCAACCCUGCGCGUGCCUCGUUCGAUGUUUGAGAAAAACUGACAAACAGUUAAAGUGAAUUCCAGAUUUCGGAUAUUUUGACGCUCACACACGGUCUCCUAUCUUCCGUGAUCCAACUUAUCUGCGUAUCUCUUCGGUCUAAAACUCAGGAGAAGAGAUUCGAGAAUGUGGUGUAAAGCUUGAACACGACCACGUUUCCACCUGUUCACUGUGAUAUUCCUCUUCACACAGCGAGAUCUGUUCUUCCACAUACAGUGAAAAGGUGAAUAAUGAGUGUGGAGGGAGUGUCCUCUUUACUGAUGACAUCAUCACCAGGCAGAUCACACACAAUUCCUCUGGAGCACCUGGACUACAGCUACAUCCAACACUGUCAAGAUUUGAAAUACCUGGAAAAGAUCCUGAAUGUGCUCAGGUCAGGUACAGAGGGGACAUAUCCACAGCUGACAGAUUUCUGUGAGAAGCGCAUUGAGACAUUAGACCCGAGACAUCGUGCUCUUAGGAAGGACAAAUUUCCAGCUACAGCCGCAUCCUUUUCUACAGAUGAGUGGAAACACAUCACUGAUGACUUACAGACCUGGCAGAGGGAGAUCACAGAGAGAGAGCAGCAGCUCAUGCAGUCACCCACCUUGAACCCUGACACACUCCAUCCUGUACGCAACUUCACCCUAGAGAGACCACCAAACACCACAGCCACUGUGAGCAGUAAACGAUGUGCUGUUCCACGUGCAUACAGUGACUGGGACAGGUUUGAUGUUGAUAAAGAGUGUGCUAAGAUAGAUGAGGACAUAAAUAGCAACAACGCCCCUGCUGUGAUAAAUACAGCUCACACAAACAUCACACACCACAUCGACACCUCAGUUCUGACACAGCAGGAGAAAAGUGUGUUAGCCACUCGAGAGAAGGAGAAAGGAAAUGAGGCCUUUAGAGCAAGGGAUUGGGACGAGGCUGUAGUCUACUACACUAGGAGUCUGGGUAUCUUGCCCACAGUAGCUGGGUUUAAUAACCGAGCUCAGGCUGAGAUUAAACUGCAGCGCUGGACUGAUGCAUUAAAAGACUGUGAUGCUGUGCUGAACAUUGAAAGUCACAACUAUAAAGCUUUGCUGCGUCGUGCGAGUGUAUACAAACAUCUGGGAAAGCUACAGGAAGCACAUGAAGACAUCACAAGUGUUCUUCAUUCUGAACCUCACAAUGUCACAGCACAGAAACUCCUGCAGGAAGUGAAUGAGAGGAUAAAUACAGAGCUGCCACACAAAUCAUGCCCACCAAACCAGCCAAGAAAUGGCAAGAAGCUUCUGAUUGAAGACGUGGGUGAGGAAAUGGAUGAAGAGACAAAUGGAGAGAAAGAUGCUGAAAGUGAACGAGUGGACAAACACCCGGAAACAGAAGAACAGAUGGAUGGAGAGACAGCGAGACAGGCAGAAAUAAAGGUAGAUGGAGAGAUAGAGAGACAGACAGAGAGAUGGACAGAUGGAGUGAGACAGUGUGUGGACACUGCAGCAGUGAAGCAUGAGGGAAAUGAUCUGUACAGGAAAGGACAAUAUGGAGAAGCAGCUGAGAAAUACACACACAGCAUCACAACACUUACACAAUUAGAUGUGUACAGUAAGGAUGACAUGUUUGUUCUGUACUGUAACAGAGCUGCAUGCUUCCUGAAGAUGGGACGGUGUUCUGAGUGUGUGUCAGACUGCUGUCGAGCUCUACAUUUGAAGCCGUAUAGUGUGAAAGCUCUUUUGAGGCGAGCAAUGGCAUUUGAGGCACUGGAAAAAUUUCGACUGGCUUAUGUGGAUUACAGAACUGUACAACAAAUAAACUCACACAUUGUACAACAGCAUGUCAACAGGCUUACUAAGGUGCUAAUGGAACUGGAUGGUCCAGAUUGGAGAACAAAACUCCCAGAGGUUCCAUUUGUCCCAAUGUCCAUUCCACAUGACUGUACAGAGACUCUGCCCAUGUCACAAACCACACCCAUCACACACCCUGUGCCUACUAUGGAAACUCCACCUAAUACAGAGACUCCACCUACCAUGAAGAUUUCACCCACCGGACAGUGUCCACCCACAGUAGAGGUACUGCCACACACAGAGACUCCUCCCACUGGUGGUCCAUCCCAAACAGGCAGGCGUAUCAACAUAGCAGAGGUGGAGAGUGAUGUAACUGAUGAAGAUGGUGAUGAAGGCAUUGAGGAUAAAGAUGAAGAUGGUGCUGCAGCAGCUGCUGAUGAAAUAGAUGUUAAUUAUAUAAAGACCUCCUGUUUAUCCAACAGAUGUGCUGUUUCACCUGCAAACAGUGACUGGGACAGGUUUGAUGUUGAUAAAGAGUGUGCUAAGAUAGAUGAGGACAUAAAUAGCAACAACGCCCCUGCUGUGAUAAAUACAACUCACAGAAACAUCACACACCACAUCGACACCUCAGUUCUGACACAGCAGGAGAAAAGUGUGUUAGCCACUCGAGAGAAGGAGAAAGGAAAUGAGGCCUUUAGAGCGAGGGAUUGGGACGAAGCUGUAGUCUACUACACCAGGAGUCUGGGUAUCUUGCCCACAGUAGCUGGGUUUAAUAACCGAGCUCAGGCUGAGAUUAAACUGCAGCGCUGGACUGAUGCAUUAAAAGACUGUGAUGCUGUGCUGAACAUUGAAAGUCACAACUAUAAAGGGAGAAAAGAAGAGGACCAAGUACUGAGCGCUGUGGGACACCAGUGGAGAGUCUGCGUGGAGCAACUGUCACUCCCCUCCAUGUUACCUGAUAUGAGCGUCCUUCCAGCUCUGCUGCGUCGUGCGACUGCAUACAAACAUCUGGGAAAGCUACAGGAAGCACAUGAAGACAUCACAAGUGUUCUUCAUUCUGAACCUCACAAUGUCACAGCACAGAAACUCCUGCAGGAAGUGAAUGAGAGGAUAAAUACAGAGCUGCCACACAAAUCAUGCCCACCAAACCAGCCAAGAAAUGGCAAGAAGCUUCUGAUUGAAGACGUGGGUGAGGAAAUGGAUGAAGAGACAAAUGGAGAGAAAGAUGCUGAAAGUGAACGAGUGGACAAACACCCGGAAACAGAAGAACAGAUGGAUGGAGAGACAGCGAGACAGGCAGAAAUAAAGGUAGAUGGAGAGAUAGAGAGACAGACAGAGAGAUGGACAGAUGGAGUGAGACAGUGUGUGGACACUGCAGCAGUGAAGCAUGAGGGAAAUGAUCUGUACAGGAAAGGACAAUAUGGAGAAGCAGCUGAGAAAUACACACACAGCAUCACAACACUUACACAAUUAGAUGUGUACAGUAAGGAUGACAUGUUUGUUCUGUACUGUAACAGAGCUGCAUGCUUCCUGAAGAUGGGACGGUGUUCUGAGUGUGUGUCAGACUGCUGUCGAGCUCUACAUUUGAAGCCGUAUAGUGUGAAAGCUCUUUUGAGGCGAGCAAUGGCAUUUGAGGCACUGGAAAAAUUUCGACUGGCUUAUGUGGAUUACAGAACUGUACAACAAAUAAACAACUCACACAUUGUACAACAGCAUGUCAACAGGCUUACUAAGGUGCUAAUGGAACUGGAUGGUCCAGAUUGGAGAACAAAACUCCCAGAGGUUCCAUUUGUCCCAAUGUCCAUUCCACAUGACUGUACAGAGACUCUGCCCAUGUCACAAACCACACCCAUCACACACCCUGUGCCUACUAUGGAAACUCCACCUAAUACAGAGACUCCACCUACCAUGAAGAUUUCACCCACCGGACAGUGUUCACCCACAGUAGAGGUACUGCCACACACAGAGACUCCUCCCACUGGUGGUCCAUCCCAAACAGGCAGGCGUAUCAACAUAGCAGAGGUGGAGAGUGAUGUAACUGAUGAAGAUGGAGAUGAAAGCAAUGAGGAUAAAGAUAAAGGUGGUGCUGCUGCAGCUGCUAAUGAAAUAGAUGUUAAUUAUAUCAAGACCUCCUGUUUAGCCAACGUCUUGGAGUUUAGGCAGGCCUUAAAAUUGGCCCGUUGCCGUGGUGACCUGGUGGCCUGUGCCCAGCUUCUGAGGAGUGUGUCACCUCAAACCCUCCCUCAAUACAUUAGCUUGUAUCUGGACACAGACACACUUAGCUUCAUCAUACACACACUACACAAACACAUCCUGCCCACUGAGCCCGGCCUGGUUUAUCGUCUUCUCACACACCUGCACACCAUUGACAGAUUCACAGUGGUUCUGAUGCUGAUGGACUCUGAUGAGAAGACACAGAUCACACAGUUGUUUGAGUGUUUGCGUGCCGUCGAGUCAGAUGAGCUCACACAUGAGAACAUUAACAGCCUGGCUAAGAAGUUCAUAUAACAUAUAUAGGUGAGAUAUGGUAGCUCAGUGGUUAAGGUGUUGGACACCUGAUUGGAAGGUUAUGAGUUCGAAUCCCAGGUUCUCCAAUCUGCCAACACUGGGUCCAUGAGCAAGGCUCUUAACCCUUGUGGACACUUUAAAAAUACAACCCUUUCAUGAUGUUUGUGGACAAAAAAAUCAGAUGUAUAAAUAUAUCAGAUUAAUAUUUUUUCACAUUUUUUGCAUAAAUGUGUUAAUGAACCUCAGUUCUAAUACUAAAUCUUAAAAAAAAAGUUUUAAUUUACGAACUAAUUAGUGAUGUCACAAAUGUGCAUAAAAACAUGAAAAUUACUUAUUUUUUAAUAUAAAAUAAAGUGAACUGGAUUUUUAAAAAAUAUUUUAUUACAGUCUUUUGUAUGUCAAUGAUGACUAAUAACUGGCUUUUAUGCAUUGUUAGUUUUUCUGCAGCAUUCAAUUUGAUUUAUUUCUUCCUCAUUUACAUCUGCCACAUGUGGAAGCUUGUUUUUG
Molecule: messenger RNA, 4828 nt
Organism: Tachysurus fulvidraco (yellow catfish)
Lineage: Eukaryota; Metazoa; Chordata; Actinopteri; Siluriformes; Bagridae
Gene: spag1b
Product: sperm associated antigen 1b
Exons: 27
Coding region: 302-4321 (1339 amino acids)
Cellular component (GO): cytosol; mitochondrion
Molecular function (GO): heat shock protein binding
Source: RefSeq, a predicted model, not a curated record